AUGCAGUGCGCAUCAAGGGCCGCCACAGUGUCUGUGGCUGCCCCGGCAACACGGCAGCGCACGCAGUUGAAGCAACGGCGGCGGGUGGCAGUGCGUGGGGUGGCAGCCGAGCCAGCCACGCAGCGGCUUACCAAGGACGAUCUGGUGGCAUACCUGGAGUCAGGAUGCAAGCCGAGGGACCAAUGGAGGAUAGGCACCGAGCACGAGAAGCUGGGGUACAACGUGGCGGACGGGCGGCGGCUGACGUAUGAGCAGAUUGCGGCGCUGCUGACGCGCAUCGGGGAGCGCUUCAACUGGCAGCCCAUCGUCGAGGAGGGGCACAUCAUCGGUCUGACGCAGGACGGGCAGAGCGUGACGCUGGAGCCCGGCGGCCAGUUUGAGCUGAGCGGCGCCACAGUGGACACGCUGCACAAGACAUGUGCAGAGGUCAACAACCACCUGUACCAGGUGCGGUCCAUCAGCGAGGAGCUGGGCAUUGCAUUCCUGGGGGUGGGCUUUGACCCCAAGUGGCUGUACGAGGACGUGCCCAAGAUGCCCAAGGCCAGGUAUGCCAUCAUGCGGGAGUACAUGCCCACGCGCGGCAGCCUGGGCCGCGACAUGAUGUUCCGCUCCUGCACCAUCCAAGUCAACCUGGACUUUGAGAGCGAGGCGGACAUGGUCCAGAAGAUGCGCGUGGGCAUGGCGCUGCAGCCCGUGGCCACCGCGCUGUUUGCCAACUCACCCUUCAAGGAGGGCAAGCCCACGGGCUACCUUAGCUGGCGCAGCCACGUGUGGACGGACACAGACCCCGACCGCUGCGGCACUCUGCCGUUUGUGUUUGAGGAAGGGUUUGGUUUUGAGCGGUACGUCGAGUAUGUUCUGGAUGUACCAAUGUACUUUGUGUACCGCAACGGCACCUACCACGACGUGUCGGGGCAGUCCUUCCGAGACUUCAUGCACGGCAAGCUGCCUGGGCUGCCAGGCGAGCUGCCCUCUCUCAAGGACUGGGAGACCCACCUGACCACGGUGUUCCCGGAGGUGCGGCUGAAGCGAUUCCUAGAGAUGCGGGGGGCGGAUGGAGGGCCCUGGCGCCUCAUCUGUGGCCUGCCCGCCCUCUGGGUGGGCCUCCUCUACGACCAGCAGGCACAGGAGGAGGCGGCGGCACUGAUUGAGGACUGGACACACGAGGAGCGGGAGUAUCUGCGGGACGAGGUGCCGCGCUCCGCGCUGCGCACCCCCUUCCGCGGCGGCACGGUGCAGGACCUGGCAAAGCAGGUGCUGGCCAUUAGCAAGGGCGGGCUGGAGCGGCGAGGCAAGGAGGAGGCCAAGUUUUUGAAGGAGCUAGAGGCGAUUGCGGAGAGCGGCGAGACGCAGGCGGACCAAAUGUUGAGGCUGUACAAUGGCGAGUGGAACCAUAGCGUGGACCCCAUCUACUCACCAGAGUACACCUACUGA
Messenger RNA from Chlorella variabilis, 1434 nucleotides. RefSeq lists its product as hypothetical. NCBI's taxonomy places the organism in Eukaryota, Viridiplantae, Chlorophyta, Trebouxiophyceae, Chlorellales, Chlorellaceae. Gene Ontology annotation, molecular function: glutamate-cysteine ligase activity. The record is from RefSeq and is a predicted model, not a curated record. The transcript is spliced from 10 exons. Gene Ontology annotation, biological process: modified amino acid biosynthetic process; glutathione biosynthetic process. Bases 1 to 1434 code for a protein of 477 amino acids.